AAAGCACUUUGGCCGGAAUCUAUCUGCGGCUAAGCUGCUAGCUUGGCUGAUAAGGAGCUAGCUCUCCGGUUUGUUGUGGAUGAGGACAGUCGGGCUGUGACAGUGACAGUAGACGUAAGUUGAAAAAGUAUUCUUCUUUGUUUCUGUUGGGUUUAAACCGGAUUGAUUUAGAUUGAAUCCUAUUUCUGAGGGAGAAAGUGGCGAGGGUGGUGGCUGUUAGCAUGUAGCAACGUCGGCGAGAGAAGCAACCAGUCAGUGACAAGAUGAAAUACUAACCCCCGGCUCAAGUAUUUAACUUAAUGGUGUCGUAUGAAUGAUUUUUGGAUAACCUAGAGAAAAUAUACAUAAUUAAUUCUCGUAUAUUCAAAGGUUAAUAAGUCUAAUUUAACGGUACGUGUGUAAAACGUGAGGUGUGAUUACGAAAUGCUAACUUGGAGUUGAGGUUAGCUUGGGUCAAUUUUCCGAGCGUCUUUGCAAAUAACACGUUUUUAUCACGAAACAUCACGUAUCGACUCGUUCAAACACGAGUGUGAGCUGUGUGUGUUGUCAAAGUUAACGUUAGACACAUGUUAGACACCGUUUCCAGGAAAUAGUCGGACUCGUUAAGGGUGGCACCCUUUGCUGUGAUUUACAACUUCCCUUCAUCUUCAAAUGAAUGUAGUAUCUGUUGGUAAACGGAGUUGUUGUUUUUUUUCGUCCAGGAUUUCACUUUUAAGGAGGAAUAUGAGGCUGAAGGAGAUCCAGAGGACUGCCCACCAGGCGUGGAGUCCUGCCGGGCACCAUCCCAUCUACCUGGCUUUAGGAACUUCAGCACAACAGCUCGAUGCUUCUUUCAAUACGACUGCUGCCCUGGAGAUAUUUGAGACGGACUUUUCUGACCCUUCUCUGGAGAUGCAGCUAAGAGGAUCAUUACCGACAGCAAACAGGUCAUUUUUUAUACAAACACUUAAUACGCAAGAUACAACUUCUUGGCAGUAUUGUGAGUCAUAAUUUACCUGACCACAGUGACCUGACUCAGUAUUAGUGUUUUGUCGUUCGCGAACGAUUCGUUCAAAAGAAUUGAAUCUUUUAAGUGAACGUACUGAACCAAAUGACUUCCUUGAGUGACUCGUUCGUUUCUCACUUCAGUUGAGCUAAAGUGAGAAACAGCAUUUCCAGUCGAGCAGCCAGCAAACGAGGGGCUGCAUGUACUGACACCUGAAUCAUUUUGUGAACGAAUCAUGCAUUGAACUACACUCUGUGGAAUCAUUUUUGUAUGUCAAAACUACCCUUUUUUUUUUAAAGCUAAAUUGCCACCACAACAACUUGCAUACAAAAGGACACAGCAUGUAACAAGUGCUACGUUCACACUGCAGGUUAUGAUGCACAAUUUGGAUUUUUUGUUAAAUCUGAUCGUUUUGUGUGGUCGUUCACAUUACAACAACGAAUGCGGCAUUUAAUGUGAACGGAAUGUGUCCGUGAAGUGACCCGCAGGUGCACAAAGCAGAAAUUGCUUUCCGCGCCUGUUUGUGUUUUCGAACAAUGGUGACGUCUGUCGCAUAUUGAUGACGUAUAGGUCGGAUGAAUGCGACCUGAGCAUCCACACUGCAGUCACAUCGGAUACAUAUCCGAUUUAUAUCCACAUACAUACAUGGGUUGGAUUUGAAAAAAUCUGAAUUGCACUGUUCACACUGACAUGAAAAAAUCAGAGCCAAGUAGUGCAUUAAACCCGCAGCAUCCUAUCAUUGCAGCGGUUUGCGAGGGAACGGUGCAUGUUCAGUUUGAAUUCUUCUAAACGUUUAGUGAACGAAUCACUUACUGAGCCCAAUUUACCGAGCAGACCUGAUAAAGAGCAUACCAUAGGACAGUACAGUUAAAACAUCAUGACUUAUAAAAAAGUUCAUUUUUACAGACCUGUUUGCCAAAGAAACACAGCCAAACACUCGUGUCUCCCGGUCCAAGAAGCUAUGAACUGAACUGAAUCCUCAACUGUUCAGCUGUGUAUGAGAAAGCAUCACUCAUACAUGCAAAAAAUAAAAAAAUUUAAAAAAUAUUUUUUUUGAUUGCUCUUGGGGGCCCCCUAUUGGCUGCGGGGCCCAAAGCAGGCGCUUAGUUUGCUUAUGCCUUGUUCCAGCUCUGCCUUUAGUUUUUUAUCUUCCCACAAAGCCAAAAGUCUUCACUCUUACCAAAAAAGCAUGUCUAAUCUUUGUUUUAAAGUAUAUUGGCAGAAUUUUUAAUCAUGUGACUUGUUGCCAACUAAAAUAUUAAAUAACACGGAAUGAUUUAUUACAAUAUUUUAAUCGCUCUGUAUCAAACAGCUUCCUUCUACCCUCUCAUUUAUAGUCUUUAUUAGUGAACAUGUAGCUUUUGCUAGAAUUUGCAGGGGAUUUCUUUGUUCUCCAAAUGAUGUGCAUCAUUACUGAAGCAGCGUUUUGUGGCAAAUUUAACUCACUGUUCUGUGUCCUCCAGGUUGCACAGUAUUGUAUGGGUAAAUUUUGGAAUGGGCGCUGAUGGCACUGGAGGCAGACUGGUCGGCGGCGGUGAAAACGGCACCAUAACUGUUUAUAACCCCGAGGUCAUAAUGAGCUCUGGAGCGGAGGCGAUAGUGGGACAAUCCGACAAGCACACAGGACCCAUUAGAGCGCUCGACUUCAACCCUUUUCAGGUAAACGUCUGCUGUCACAGUCCUCUCUGUCCUUAAUAUGUAGCUUAUACCUAACAUCUAACUCAUCCUUCUCUAUCUCUCCUUUUAUAGAGUAAUCUUCUUGCAUCAGGAGCAAAUGAUUCAGAGAUAUACAUCUGGGAUCUGAACAACUUCAGUAGUCCAAUGACACCAGGAGCAAAAACACAGGUAGGUGUGAGAUUUUUCUUUUGUUGCUGACCCUUCGCCAAAAUAAAAACCAUAACUACCAAACAGGCGGCAUAUGUGAAGAAGAAACGGAAACCACAAGAGAGUUUGCAUCAUGGUGUCUUUUGCCUUUGCCCCCCUGGAGUGAAAUAAACUCUACAUCAAUGUCACACGGCUAUUUGAAUAAACACACAGUGUUUGCAUGGCAAGGGCGUCCUGGUAUUGUGGUUUGAAUACGAGGACUCUGUUUUGGCUGGUUUCCUAACGUGCUCUCUCUUCUCUUUUUAGCCUGCUGAAGACAUCAGUGUCGUGUCCUGGAACAGGCAAGUUCAGCACAUCCUGGCCUCUGCGAACCCCAGCGGGAAAGCAGUCGUGUGGGACCUGAGAAAGAACGAGCCCAUCAUCAAGAUCAGCGACCACAGUAACAGGGUGGGUGAUUCUUUCAUACAAAACACAGAGGUGGUUACUAAGUACGAGACUUUUAUUAAUGCCAUCUACCCCGGUUCUGCAACAUUUACAAAUACUUCAAUGUUAGUGUGACAGUUAUUUACCGCCUGCUCUCACACAUCAACCUCUAUCCAUCAAUCAGUGCAGAAUCUGGCAGUAAGAUUGUCAAAUCACCACAAAUUAUUGGCUUUCAAUGAAGAAAGCUAGUUGGCUUGUUUUGCUUUUACCACUAAACCACACCCUCUAACUUCUGUUUGCAAGGGUAAGUUGGUUUACAUCCAAGUUAUGAGUAAGGCUGCAUUCAAAAAGACUCAGAUUAGAAUCAGCUUUUAAAAAACUUGAUAUAUAAUGUAUUUAAUUCUCAUAACUUUCUGCACAGUGAAUAAAAAAGUAUGCCUCCUGUCAGUCGUACAAUCCAGACAAAUCACAGUGCGUCUCUUUUGCCUCAGACCUUUAGUCAGCAAAGUUGAUAAACUUUGUUGAUUAAAUGGGUGUAGCCAAUAGCUUGACAAACUAAAUCAUUCAGUUUCAAACUGAAGGUAUCAGAACAGCAAUGAAGUGCACUGAACUAAUUUUGCAUUAUCUAUUCUCUAUAUCUGCAAGGUUUAUAAUAAGAAUAGACUUUCUAGUCGUAACAGAGAUUGAAGAAACUUCACAAAAAUUGUAGUAAGUGUUUUUCAGGUCAGACAGUAGUUUGAAUAGUUUUGUGCAGCUGUAGAAAUGUCCAUUUGUCGCUCUAAAUCCUGUCUGUAUGAUGUGUUUCCAGAUGCACUGCUCAGGAAUGCUCUGGCACCCUGAUGUGGCCACUCAGCUGGUCUUGGCCUCUGAAGAUGACAGAUUACCAGUCAUCCAGAUGUGGGAUCUUCGUUUUGCCACAUCACCCCUCAAAGUCCUGGAGAACCACACAAGGUACGGCUUUAACAGUUUGUGGACUGUGGUUAUCAUCCAGAAUAUUCAACAUUGACCCUUUUUUCUUUGGUAUUAUCUUGCAGGGGUAUUCUGUCCAUAUCCUGGAGCCAGGCCGACUCUGAGCUGCUGCUAAGCAGCGCUAAAGACAACCGCAUCCUCUGCUGGAAUCCAAACACUGGAGAGGUAUGCGACACACACCUCAGCUUCUUUUGUGUCUGAAUAACUUUGUCUCAGUAUUGUGACUCGACUACAUUUCCAUGCGCCAUUUCUGUCAUCGAAGGUCAUCUACGAGCUUCCAACAACAAACCAGUGGUGCUUCGACGUGCAGUGGUGCCCCAGGAAUCCAGCCUUGCUUUCAGCCGCCUCAUUUGACGGGAGAAUCACAGUCUACUCUGUGAUGGGGGGGAGCAUGAGGGCUCAGCAGCAAAGCACAGCUGACAAGGUAGGGGAUUUCAUGAUUGGAUGGUUUUUAAUCCCUCAGGGUGAGCUGAGCUCCUCUGGUCGUCCACAAGGUGGUGCUCACGUCAAGGAAAUGAAAACAGAGCAAUCAAACACGACAUGUUUACAGGAUGUUGACAUUAAAGAGGGGUGAAAUGAUUGCUUUAAAUAUCAGCGGCUGAAGAAGAGAUGUAUUUCAUUAACCUGCUGAAUGUUUUCUUAAACAUCUAUCCAAAAAGUACCAAUUUACUCUGACACUGGACCUAAAAUGGUAGAUGUGUCACAACUAGUAGAAUUUUUACUCCUUUAUUUUUCAAGACAUUGAUGUAAAAUUGCAGACGUUGUUUGCAAAUCAAGCGUCGUUAGAUUAACAGUACAUUUUCCUGAACUAACAUCUGAUCGUUCAUUUAACAGAUAUCCUCCUCAUUUGAUGCCAUGGAUCCCUUUGGAACAGGACAGGUUCUUCCUCCCCUGCAAGUCCCCCAGCCCACAACACAGGAAACCAUCAUCCCCCCACUGAGGAAGCCUCCCAAGUGGGUGCGCAGACCAGUGGGGGCCUCCUUUGCUGUGAGUGAGACUUUAAACGUUGUUGAAUAACAUUAUGGAAAAAAGAGCAGUUUUUAACCUGAGGAUCUUUCUUUUUAUUCCAUAGUUUGGAGGUAAACUGAUCACCUUUGAGAAUCCCAAGCUGCCUCCCGUGCAGAGCCCUCAGCCAGUCCCCAGACAGGUGUUUGUGAGCCAGGUUACCACGGAGACAGAGUUCCUUCAGCGCUCCAGGGAGCUGCAGGCGGCGCUGCAGUCAGGCUCCUUCAACAACUACUGCCAGGCCAAGAUUCAGAACGCCAAGACAGACGCUGAGCAGGACAUAUGGAAGUUCCUUCUGGUACGAUUUUGAGUCAUCAAACUCAAUCUGUCAGUCAGUUUUUAAUGUUGUACUUUCAGCUUAUUGAUUUUUUUCUCGUUUGCAGGUAAACUUUGAGGAAGAAGCACGUAUUAAAUUCCUCAGACUUCUCGGUUUUAGCAAAGAUGAGCUGGAGAAAAAGGUAUCCUGCGUCUGAUUUGUAAUCUCAUGUUAGCAUGUGACUCAUCUCCUGUGUCUAAGCUGCUAAAACCUUGUGUUAAAUCAGAUCUCAAAAUGCCUGGGGAAGAGUUUUCAGCACAAUGGACAUGGAGUCGAUGCGAAAGAUCUGGCGGAAAAGAUGCAGCGGCUCUCGGCUGAGGUCGGCGCACGUUUUCCUACAUUUUAUUCCUCAGUUGUACGCCAAGUUUUUCAACCUUUAAUUCAUUUACGGUAUUCUUUGUUCUGUUUCCAGAGGUCUGAUGAAGCUGUUGCCGAUGCGAGAACCUCAGGAUCUGUUUCACCGGCAGACUUCUUCAGUCAGACCCCGAAGGACAACUCCAACUUCCAGAUCCCCAUAUCCUGCGGUACACACUUCAUUAUGCGACGUUAAACAGUUUAUCUCUUUCUGUGUCACGCUUGAGUGUUUGUUUAUGGCGGAUAACCUUGUUGUGCUUGUGCAGACACUGAUGGUUUGAUAAGCCAGGCGCUGCUGGUGGGUAACUUUGAGGGAGCCGUGGAUCUGUGCCUGAACGACGGCCGUUACGCUGAAGCCAUCCUGCUGUCCAUCAGCGGAGGAGAGGAGCUGCUCAAGAAAACGCAGCAGAAGUACCUAAGCAAGCAAAAGAACAGCAUUUCAAUGGUACGAGUGUAUUUAUUCACAGUGGGUCAGUUUGUACAAUCACAAAGAGCUGUGUGUGAAAUGAAUUUGUCUCCUUAUGUAGCUCAUAUCAUCAGUGGUGACUCAAAACUGGAGAGACAUCGUGCAGAGCUGCGAGUUAGACAACUGGAAGGAGGCUCUGGCUGCUCUGCUGACCUACGCUCAUCCUGAGGAUUUCGCCCGUUUGUGUGGUAAGUCACUCGCAGUUUCUCGCACCACAUUUCUGGGAGAACUUUAGAGAACACCAGCACCAGUUUGUUGACAGUGUUUCAUUCUGUAAUCCCUCUGUGAAGACACUCUGGGAGGCCGGCUCGAGAAUGAGGGCACAGAGAAACGCUGCCUGCAGGCCUGCCUGUGUUACAUCUGCUCUGGGAACAUCGAGAAGCUGGUGGAGUGCUGGGCCUUUCAUAAAGACAGCGCCACUCCUCUCGGUCUAGAGGUAAAAGCUUUGUCAGGCUUUAAUUUAAACUUUGCACAACUAAGGCUGAGUCUGAUUUUUAUUUCCUAGAGCUGAAAGACUGUCUUUGUGUCUGUAUUCUUCAGGACCUUGUUGAGAAAGUCAUGAUGCUGCGUAAAUCAAUCGAGCGCCUCCGUAACAGCGAGGUAGCAGUCCAGAGCCCUAUCCUCGCCGAGAAGCUGACAUGCUAUGCCGGCAUCCUCGCCGCAGAGGGCAGCCUGGCCACCGCCAUGACGUACCUGCCAGAGAGUUCAGACCAGGUAAGACAAAAACCAAUAGAGUUAAAGUGUUUUAACUCUCCAUGGAUUGUGAGAAAAACUUUUUAAUGGGUUUGCAUCAUCCGUCCACACAGCCUGGGAUCGUGAUGCUGAGAGACAGACUGUUCCACGCUCAAGGAGAGGCUGCAGGUGGUCAGCAGCCUUCAAACUCCUUCAACAAAGUCAGUGCGCCCGCAGCCAAGCCUGCUCCUGCCGCACAGCCCUCUGCACCGAAAGCACAAGUCAUGGUACGAACAGAAGCAGCAAAUCAAAUAAAUGGAUCAUGCAUUUUGCAAGAUCAACUCUGCUACAUAAUCAUGAAUAUUUUAACUUCAUUCUAAAAUAUUGUGUCUUUUUUAUUUUCUAACCUCAGAGUCAAUACCAGCCUCCUGCUCCCUCUCAGGUUGCCCCUCAACCGCAGCCUCCUAUGCCAUCGGUUUUUACCCCACAGGCUGCUCAAGCGAACACUGGACCUGGAGUCCCACCUUCUUCUCACGCCCUGCCACCCAGCAACACCCGCCCUGCUAUGAGGCCCCCCUACCCACAACAUCCAGCCCCAGCUCCAGGUUUAACACUUGAUUAUUUUGAUUAAACUUAUACAUGUUUGUGGAAAAUUAUAAAUCAAUCAAUCAGUCUUUAUUUAUAUAGCACUUUUCAUACACAACCCCAACCCAGAAAUAAAAAAAAAACAAAGAAUACCCAAAUCUACUCCAACCCAGAAAUAAAAGAAACAAAGAAUACCCAGAUCUACCUUAACCCAAGAAUAAAGGAAAAAAAAAUACUCAAAUCUACCCCAUACCAGGAAUAAAGAACCAAGAAUACCUUAAAUUUACCCCAACCCAGGGAUAAAAGAAACAAAGAAUACCCAGAUCUACCCCAACCAAGGAAUAAAAAAACACAGAAUACCCAAAUUCUCCCCAACCCAAAACUAAAGGAAAAAAAGAAUACUCAAAUUUACCCCAACCCAACCCCUCAUUCCCACCCCACAAUCUAAACGCAACAGAAACAGUAUUAAAAUGCAUCAACUUAAAAAAGUGAUUGAUUUUAUGGAAACGCGCACUGAGGAAACGCCAUUUUAAAACGCAAGAUAGGAAACACUGGAGGUUUAGGUUAAAUACUAAAAACAAAGUUACAUAGAAUGAAAUUUUAGAAAUAAUAUCUAAAAUGAAAUAAGAACAACAGUAAAAGAUACUUAAGUAAGAGCACCAAAAUAGCUCAAUAAAAGACGAUCCUGUCAGUAAAACUAGAAAGUGAUAAACGCUAAAACACAGAAUUUAGUUAAAAGCAAGACUAAAAAUGUACGUUUUGAGUUUGGUUUUAAAGUCAUGUUUGAUAAUGAUUCAAUGUCUUUCCUCAGGUUUCCUGCCUCAACAGCCAUUCCAGCCCCAGCCAAUGUCUCUUGGUGGACCCGCCUUCCCUCCUCCAGGUCCUUCAAUGCCAGCUGCUAACUUAUCAGGACCCCCACCCCCACCUUCCUCAUCAGCUCCUGGAGGCCUGCCCCCCAUGCCCAGUCCGGGGGUUCCGCCGACAAGCUUCAUGCCAUCUACCUCUUUACCAUCAGGCCCCAUGUCGCCCACUUCUCAGCCUGGAGCACCAGUUCCUAUGUACCCAGGUGCCCUUCACAACCAGGGCCCUGCACCACCUCCUAUGGUGUCUGGUCCCUAUAACCCUCUGGGAUCAGGGUAUCCCCAGGGAGGCCCGGGUGCUCCUGCUGCUAAGCCGUUUGCUGCUCCUGUUGCUCCUCCUCCCACAGGUACAAGACAUUUUAAACUCCAUGUUUUAACACGGUCAUAAUCAGAUUCAUCUCAUCUCAUCAUUUGUUCUGUCAUAUCUACAUAUUCCAUAUUUCCUAUGAUCAUUGAAUCAUACUCAGCUGUCCACCUCAUUUGACUUGCAGGCUUCUUUCCCUGGCUGAUAUCCCAGAGUGACCUACAAGGUGACAGGGUUAGGGUUGGUUAUGGAAUAAGAGUGCAUUAAAACAUACGCUUGAGUUACCAGGAAGAAAAAAAACAAACAUUAGAAAAGCAAAAAAUCUGCAACUUUUCGACAGAUUCUUUAGACUCCUGUGUUUUCUGGUAACUCUGUGUAUUUUUGUCAGUGUUCGCUUUCAUGCUUCAGGGAAAUGUAGAGAGCUGGUUAAGCUGUUUGUAUGAAACCCUAAAUCACAGUAUGAAAGAAAUCCAAGACUCAUGCUUUAAAGCUGGCAUGCCCUUUAUCGCACAAUUUUAGAUUAUGACAAGACAGUUUGCAAACUUCUUGUUUAUGUUUGAGCCUAAAAAGUACGUAUGGAAAAUACUUUUAAGAAGUCAGAGGAGGUCUGACACUGCCACUGUUGGACCCCGCCUCAGUAUUUUACCAUACUUGCUGAAACUGCUAAAAUCUCUGGCUUGACAUCAGUUCAUUCUUAGAGCAUUUUUGACAUGUGGACUAACCUCAGCUCAUAAAAAUGUUUUACUGUUUGAGUGAGACUAAAGGAGGAAAAGCUGCUGGUGUCUUUCUAAUAUCCUCCUACCUUUUUUUUCUAAAUUUAGGACCUCAGGAGGGCUGGAAUGACCCACCAGCAGUGCGGGCUGGACCCAGAAAGAAGAAGGUACUUUAACUUUUAGUCAUUCACUGUCCAAAGAGUGUUUUUAGUUUGGGAAUUUACAUAGUUGGUGCAAUAUUUCUACCGACAUCAGCAACAAAAAGGAGAAAAGACAGAAAUAGCAACAAGCUAACUAAAGGCCAAGCUUUUAUAUGAUUAUAUUUGUGUGUUCAGGUUCCUGAGAACUACACUCCACCAGCCCCCAUCACCGCUCCUGUGAUGGGAUUCCCCGUGGAGGCGCCUCAGCCUCACGAUCACACCCAGGUCCCCCCCGGUGCGCCCCAGGAGCCCAACAUGCAGGUUUGUGAGUCAAAAGCGAAUCUAUUUUUGCAUUCUUUACAGGAAAUACGUCAACUCUUUGCAUUUGUUGUCCUCAGGUCCUCCAGCAGCUGCCCGCAGAGAGGGUAGAGCAGAAAGAAAUCCCAGCCGAACACAUGGUCCUCAAAUCCACGUUCGACAGCCUGGUGCAGCGCUGCCAGCUCGCUGCAAGAGACCCAGUAGGUUUCGCCUCAUGUGGGACAAAAUUAGAGAGAAUUAAAGAGGAAAUGUGUUUUUUUUUUUUUAUUGGAUGUGAAAUGACCACAAAUGUUUUACUUUCAGCAAACAAAGAGGAAACUGGAUGAUGCAGCUAAACGUUUGGGAUACCUUUAUGACAAGCUGAGGGAGCAGACGGUAAGAAAUAGAUCAUAGAUCAUCAUAAUAGAUAGUUAUCAUUCAUUUUUAAAUUUUUCAAUAGUUCGGAAAAAUAUUCAGACUAAGUUUUUACCCGGCUAACUAAAUAUAUGAAAAGUUACUCAAUUGAAAAUAGGGCCCGACCGAUUAUUAGGGGGCGAAAAAUUUGAUUACUGAUUAAUCGGAUGAUUUUUUUAAAUUUUUAUGAAGUUAUAAAAAAUAUAUAUAUACACUGUAGAUAUCUAGCGUAUACUAUAUACUGUAGAUAUACUGUAGGCUACUGCUCUUCACGCCGACAGGAAGACUGAGUGAUCAAACUCGGACCAGAAUGAGAGAAGUAGCUCGAUCACGUAAUGUGUACUGUUGUUUAUUCUACCGUUACUGGCACGGCUAACAGUGUAGCAAGGCUAACAGCUGAUGGCUAACUCUAACUUUAGCUUGCAUAUUACAUGGUGCUUCACUGUUAAGUCGGCGUGACCGAGACCAGCACAGCACAGGGGAGCAUCAUGAAGUGGGUUGAACUGAAACCCAAAUAUCGCCAAUUUCCGCCGAUAUUUUCAGGAAUAAAAUUUGACUUAUUGAGUAUUUCACAAACUGGUUUAUUUACCGUGCGUCCCUGCAGCUACCUGCUUAAGAUCCGUCACUCUGCUGUGCUGUGAGGUAGUUAGUGGAUGAAGACUGUCAUGAGGUCGAAAUAUAUCAGCAAAAAUCUGCGAGCUUUGGCUGCUUACCGAUUAGUCUCAAACGGGCUAAAAUUGGCCAAUUUAAUCGGCUCGCUGAUAAAUUGGUCGGGCCCUAAUUGAAAAUAAGAUGCUUGAAAAUGUCUGUGUCGGGUAUGUUUAACACAGUAACUGUCUUCCUUUAACCUCCCAGCUGUCCCACAACAUCCUGAACGGGCUCCAUGAGAUCGGCCGCUGCGUCGCGAGUCAGAACUACCAACGCGGCCUGGAGGUGCACACCCAGGUGGUCAGCAGCAGCAACUUCAGCGAGAUCUCCGCCUUCAUGCCUAUCCUCAAAGUGGUCAUGACCAUCGCCAACAAACUGGGCGUCUAACCCCCUAAAACCAGCCCACCAACCAGACUUCAGUGUUAUCAUACUGUUAUAUAUGUAUUUAUUUCUCUUUUUUUGACCCGAGGACGUGCUUCGAUAAUGAGAGUAAUCACUGAUGAUAUCGCUGAUUGUGGUCUUCACUCCAUGGUUUUUUCUUCUGGAGGAUUCGGCUGAGGGGAUGUUUUUUUUUUUUUUUUUUUUUGUAAAGACAUGUCAUUGUUGCUGUGGUAAUUUUACAAAAAAAACAAAAAGAUGAAUGUAUUCUGAAAGUAGUGAUUCUGUGUAAAUUCAACAGUUUAUGUAAAAUGCAAAGAAAACGGUGAAACGUUUAAUCCAAGGUGGUGUGUGUAUGAGUAGGUGCUUUUUCACAGUCCAAGUUACACUCCGUACAUGUGCAUACUCACUACAACAGCAGUGGAGGAGGUUCUGAUUGGACAACAAAACAACAGGGGGUAUAAGCUCCUACAUAGAGUGUAAAGCUUGAAUUAAAAACCUCGGUUGCACUUACGAUCCUUCCUGUUGGUGUAGUUUGUAUGAGUAAGAAAAAACAUUUUCUGAUUUUUCAAUCAACAUUUUACAACAAGCAUUAAGAGCUUUUAAAAGCUCUGGAACUAAGCGAGUACUGAUUGUUUUCUUCACCUGCUGUGACAGAUUGUGUCGGUUCAUUGUGCCAUGAGGAGGUUUGGGCCAAAGCACUGCAAAAGAAUCCCAAACACUGAUUGUGAGUUAGCUGUUAAACAUUAUCUUCUUUUUUUGUUUAUUUAGCCCUAUUAGCACUGAUGUCUUCUGUUUAGCUCGUCUAAAUACUUCUUUUUUUUUUUCCUCCAUGUCGCUCACUGCUGAGUUCACAUGGCAGCUCAUGAACAAACAUUAAUUUAUGUUGGACUGAAAAUACUUAAUCCUCCAUGUUUUUGAGAUGCUUUAACUCAUAUUUCUACCUGGGCUGCAUCCUCUCUUUUUCUAACUCUGAAUUACUUUUUAAGAAUAAGUUGUACUUCGUUUUAGAUUAGACUGUACAGUCCUACAAACCUGAAUGAAAUGAAAACAUGUAAUACUUAGAGGUUUGUAGCUGGACAUGACGCUGGAUAGUUUGGUGUUUCAUGGCAGCAGCAGAAGGCAGUGAAGUGCCUCCGUGUGCUCAUUUUGGUUGCACAGAUAUUUAUACAAUCCAUGUUGCUUACUUUACUCAUUGCAGGAACUUUUUCAAAUAAAACUUCACGUCAAAGCUUUUAGACUCACUUUAUUGUCUUGUGGAUUUUUCACCUCUGGUACUUCUUUUGCUACAGCUUUAAGGAAUAAAGUAUGUUAUUUAAUGGGUCAUAAGUCCUUGAAUUCCACUUAAAAGUCUGGUAUGAAGCUACUAUAAGGGUAUUCAGUUUGUGUUCAUUUUGCAGUUAGAUUUGAUGAUAGUACAGUGUUUUUCAUUGUGCAUUUCCAUGUUUUUCUCUGUGUAAUGAAGGACAUAUUUGUGUAUUUCACUCACUGAUUAUACACAGUUGGGUAGGGGAGAGUGGGGUAAGAUGAGCCAUUUAUGUAAACAUAACUGUCUUGAUAAUACAGCAUGCCAAAAAAGUGGUCUCCUAUGGUCAAUUUACCCUGUGUAUGGGGUAAGUUGACCAUAGGAGCGGGGUAAGUUGAGCCGUAUCCCUACUAUCCCCCAACUCUCCACCCCAGCCCUCCCUCACCUUCUCUCUCCCUAAAUAACAGUCACUUCUUCACAUUCAUGUGUAUCUUUAUCUAUUAUACACUAGUCAACUGGUACAAUAAUUCUUUUUAUUAUUAUUAAAGAUACCACAAUUGAUGUAUAAAACAAAUUCAAAAUGAUCUUUUUUGGUCUGAACACAAUUCUAAUCAAACUAACGACACACUACAUCAAAUUGUUGGAGAUGUAAAUCUGAGGAAGGUCAUCUGAUUCAUGUAUUAUGGUCCUGUGACAAAGUUCAACAAUUCUUGGGCAAAGAUUUAUGAUUAAUCCAUGUGAGAUUACAGAGACACAAUUCCCAUUUAGCCCUAGAUUAUUUGUUUUGGGUGAUCAUUCAGUUUUGACUGGACAGGGAAUCAUAUUAAAGGCUGGAUCCAAACUAGUAUUAUGAUUGGUAUACAGGUACUUGUUAGGGGUUGGAAGACAGAGGGGGAGUGCUGCAACAAUGGCACAAGUUGCAGCAUUUGAAAGUGUCAUAUACACAAAUGGGUAGAAUGGAUCUAUAUGAAGGAAAGUGGGGUAAAUACUUACAUUUCUCAAAGGGCUCCUGAAAGGGGUUAUAUAGUGGAGAGAUGCAAGAACUGAGUUUUUUAUGUGAGGUCUGCAUACCUGCGCUUUUCCUUUCCUUUUGUGUAUGCUGUAUUUACAGAAUCCAGCUAAAUAUGUGCGUUUAUGUAUUUGUACAAGGAUAUGUGUAAGUGAUUAAGUAGAUUUGGGUAUUUCCACUCAAGUGUAUUGAUAGAUACAUACACUUUCAAGAGUGAAAAAUGUCUAUUUGGAAAUAAAUGUCUAACCUCUUCACCCAUGUGCUUCUAACCUUCACAGACUCCAUGAAUUGAUGCCCAUCUCCUAAGUAUUUGGUCACAUUAUCAAUUUCUUUUACCAUUUCCAAGCAACAAGGGGGUGGCUCAACUUACCCUUUGGCUCAACUUACCCCACUCUCCCCUACAGCUCUUUUCUCCUGCUGACCUGAUACUUGGGGAGUCUCUGUAUCCUACACAUUUGCAGGUAAAGGUAUUCAUCUCAUUCCUCACUCAUCAAACAAGAAUUUCCACAAAGGAUAAUGUCAAUAAAAGCUGUUUCUGCACCGCGCAGUUUAUCACUCUGUCUGACAGCUACCUUGUGGCGCAGGCUUUAGGCCUAAUAAUGACAUUUAGAGGUGAUAAAUCUUGACUUUUUUGGUUUUUUUGUUGCUCUUUCAGGUCACACAGGGGCGUCAGUGUUAAUUUCAGUGUGUUUUACGACCACUUCCUCUUCAGACCUUUAAUUUUUUGACUCUCUAGAGAUCACAGCACCUCCCUGCUCUGAUUCUAUAGUUUCUCUGCCUUGUAUGUGAUUUCCACGUUGGCCAGUGGAGGUCUCUCUUCUCCACACCCUCGUGUUUUUUUUUUUUUCAUUUGCACCAUCACAGUAGGCUUCCAGCAUUAUCAGCCUUUCAACAUCCACGCCCACGCCCACAGGUGAACUGGGCUGCAGCUGCAACACUUUUCUCCUACUUACACGAAAUCCCUUGAAUGCACCACCGUCUCCAUUUGCAACUUUUUUUGAUUUUCAGUUUCUUUAAUGUGAAAACCCUCCGAGGGUGUGAAGCAGCAGUUUACAAGCUGGCACAGGUGGUUCACGCGCUUUUCGUCCAUUGGUUCAGGAGGAUCAUAAGUCAGGACCUCGCCUGUGAUUGGCUGGGUGGAGUCAGACGCUUUGGGAUUGCAGCGCAUGUUUUUUUUUUUUCUCUCGGUGGGGGUUUGAACUGCAGUAACCCCGGUCAGUCAGUCUGGGGUGAUGUUUUCAUGAUGUUAAAUUCAACCCAUCACACCGCUGCUGCGCCCUGAGUCACGCUGUUCAUGGGACACUGAGGCUUCAGGAGAUGAGUCAGUCAGGCUGCACUGACAUGGAUCUUUCUCCACAGAACAUUUACUCAAGAGUACUUGGACUUUUAUUGUGUGUUUGACCUUCUUUACCUCUUCCUCCCUUUUACUCCACAUAGUUUUGUAUUUUGUCUUCUUUUUUCCUUUAACUCCUUUAUCAUCAUGUUGAAGCAAAAGUGCUGAUGCAAAAACAAGAAAGUAUUGAGAUAGGAGGACUUUGACUGAACAUCAAACUGAGCAUCAAAAAAAUAGACUGAAAUUUAUACUGAUGACUUAAAAUUGUUUUUAAAAAGAAGCAACAUUAUCAGUGACAUGAUGGAUGAUUUUUGCAUUAUAGUUUUAAAUGCCCAAAUGUGUUGCAAGGGGGGUAGGUGUCAGGUAAAUAGUUUGGGAAACAGCCCUGUUUUUACACCGUACACAUAAAAUAUUAAAGAAAUGAUACAUUUGACUGUCAAAAGUCACCAAGAUGGGAAUUCGUAAAAUUAAUUUGGGGUCAAACCCACCGUAACUCUGAGUUAGACACCCCCUCAAGAGAUUAAUGUUGCUGACCACUUGUUUCUCUAGUUAUACCAAUUUUAGCAACGACCACAUGAUCACAAUACAGAGAGCCACGUGCUCAACCAAAACGCCACUCUAUAGCCACAAAUAAUGCUCUGAACAGCACCUAACUAAUAUAAUGUUCAUAAAUGUUCUUCUUUGAGCUGCGCCACCCCGCUGCAUUCGAUGGACUCGCCCGAGGUCUCCGUACAAACAACAACUGCUGGAAGAGAGUAGGUGAGUUGUGUUUAGUCUCUUUGCUAAAGAAACCAGGCAAAGCUAAAAAGAUGUUUGGUGGCUAGUGCUGUGGCUGGGACCCUAUAUGUACUGUUGAUGAAGUUAGGUGCUGUUCUGAGCAUUAUUUGUGGCUAUAGAGUGGCUUUUUGGUUGAGUUUUUUUAUGGCUUCUCAGACUGCUGUGUAUUGUUAUCGUGCGGUCGUUACUAAAGUUAAAAAUUAUUUGAGGUACAAUAAGGAGUAAAAGAAAUUCACUUUUACAAAUGCUGUUUGUUUUUUUAAAUGAACAAAACCACCAGCUAUCUGAUUGUCUGAACAGGACUGGAGGACUUAAAGUGACGUUUGGGCACUAAUGGCACCAUCCACUCAGCAUGCACUCUCUAACCCCUAAGGAGUCUGAUGUAAUACAUAAACUGGUGUCUCAUCAGCACACUGGUUCUACAUUCCUCCAAGCCCUGUGUAAACCAUCUGACACAUUUCCAGAGUGCUUUCUUCAUCUGCUGCACACAGGAGAAAAUAACUGCAGUAUGAAACAGUCAGGAUAUGCUCAGUCAGAGGCAGAGUGGAGGUGUUGAGUUCCUCUUUUACCGCAGAAUGAAAACUAAACUAGAAAGCAGAAAAUCUACAGACAAGUUGAAAUGAGAUCAUUACCAGAUUGUUAUCAUUUGAGUUCUCACAGAGAAAAAUAGAGGGGAAGACUACUAGAUUUCACUUGAGGCAAACUAGCAAAACUUUUUUUAGAACAACUUUGACUGCUUCUUUUUGAUGGUACUUUUUGUUAAUGUCUAUCAAAACAAAUCACAUCUUUUGGGCUGACUUUUUAAAGCACACAAAGUUUCACAAGAUUCAUUAAAAGCUCCUGAAAUAGGCUGAAAUUCUUACUAAUGCCUUGUUGUGGUAUCCUAAAGCAAACAAGACCAUCAGCUACAACACUGAUCAUUGUAUCUUGUCUUUUUUAAUGCAUGAAACUAGAACAAGAAGGUAGAUGUUAGAUGUUUAGCUGAAUUUGCACAUUGAAUCUUUACAAGAAAUGAUAGUUUAAGGUGCAUUCAAGUUACCUCGGAAAUCAGAUGUUGGAGCUGAAAAUAACGCCACACCCGAGUUACCAGCAUUUCAGUUACCAAGUUGAAAGAAAGCAAAAACGGAGGCUGAAACAAGAUGGCUACAUCUACGAAAGUUAUUCUAGUGCUUACCACAUAUUCGGACAAGGCAAGUGCUAAAAUAACUUUCGUAGAUGUAGCCAUCUUGUUUCAGCCUCCAAUUUUGCUUUUUUCCGACUUGGUAACUGAAACAUUGGUAACUCGGGUGUGACAUCAUUUUCAGCUUCUGACUUUAGCAUUAGCCUGUCAAAAGUCAACAGAAUGAGCUUUUCUCUCAAAAGGCACAAGAAAACCACAAGCGGCACCAAAACUGACACAAACUGAAAGUUCCUUACCGUAGCUUUAAAUAAAAGUGUGAGUUGAUUUUAAGUGUUUGCAGAUUUGUAGGUAUUGUGAAGCGGUGCACAGUAUGCUGUGGGACAAAGUGCAUGUUCCCCACUACUUUUAGAGAAAUAGAUGAAUUUUUAAUAUGAGGUGGGGUAGGUAUCAGAUGAAUGCCUGAAGAAAAACUUUUUGUAGAGUUUACAUUCACUGGAUAAAGUUAUCUGAGGAAUAAAAGAUACCGUUUUGUCAGGGGGUGCCAAAGCCAACACAAAUCAAAAGUUACUUACUAGGGCUUUAAAUAUCAGUGAUGAUCAUUUUGAUGGGAUUCGUUUUAUCUUUGAAAUCCAUGAAGUUUGAGUUGAUUUGUGGUUCCCUAGGACUAAAAAGAUACAAUCUCUUUGCUGGUUUUGUUCUGUACAUGUCUUGAUAGUGUUUUGAAACGCAAAUAUUAGCUGAUUAACUUUUAACAGUCCAAGGAUCCACUCAUGGAGAACCUUUGUAGUUGAAAAUGUAAGAAAAUGCAAAUUCAAAUGUUACACUUUAUAGGACUUUGUGUUUUGUGGAUCAUUUUAACAUUUUACACAAUAUUUUUAUUCUAAUUACAUUUUUGAGCACCUUCUUUAUCUUCUGAGUGAAGAUAUCCUGUCAGUAUUUAGAGAUAAAUUCAGCCACAUAAGUGAAGGUCUCUUUCCCAACACUGUCAUAAUGAAGCCUGAGCUUGUCCCCCGUUCAUCAUUUGAACAGCAGCCGCUCUGACAGCGUCUGGCCUCAUUCUUCACAAAAUCAAGAUUAAAUACUUCCCGCUGCUGUCCAGACUUAACUGGGCCUGCAGGAGCAGCUGGAUCAUCUGUUUCACUUCUGACAGACCCCGUCAUGACAGCUUACAGAAAAUAGACUCCAACUAAAGACUCUGAAAUUAAAUCCAGGUCCAGAUGGCAGAUAGGUUUUUAAAUGUGUGGAGGAAUCUGAUGCCUGUGAAAUAUGUCUAUAAGAAGCUCUGCAGGGAGAAUCAUCUUGCUCUUAAUCAAGGAUAAACUCUCAAGUGUUGAGCCAGGUCAGAAAAAAAGACACCAUGAGUAAAAAAAGAAGAGAGACAAGUGUUAAUGGAAUUACAAGUGUAUUGAAAAUAUUGUGAAUUUUAUUUCAGAAUAGAGUACAGUUGAGAUUUGACAGAAUCAUUCAGAGUGACAACCUUUUUUUGAUCCUCAUCGCCGUUGGGAAAAUGUUGAGUUUGGCGCUAUGGGCUGCAGGAGUUGUCUGCAUGGCUUGGUACAUAUUGUCAGGUUUGUUUGGCGCUGUGAGACUCUCAUGUCAGCACCUUCAAUUUGUUGAUUUCCUAUCAAGAUGCCGUGAUGGGUUGGAAACUAGUUGGCACAUCCACCAGGCAUUCAUUUAGCAAGUAAAUCUGUCGAUUGAACGUUUGCACGAGGAGUUGAGUUUGUAUCAAACACCUGUUCUCCUCCAUUUGCAUUUACAGUACUUAUAUAUUUUCAUGCUACCAUUUGCCUAAAAUUAAAGUCCAUCUGGUGCUUCAGCCUGUAAACAUGAACCUCAUUCUGAUUCAUUUUGUGGUACUUGAACCUUUUUUUUUGUCUUGACGUGACGUAGAUCAGGAAUGGAUGCAAGUCAUAAGGCAUUUGGUUGUUUCCUGACUCUUGGGGAAAAAACAAACAGGUGCUUUUUAGUUCGUUACGAGACUGUUGGCCAAAUAUUGGAGUAGAGAAAAUCAGGUUUUUCGUCAAUAAGGAUAAAAAGAAAUAAAUACAUAAAUAAGAUAAUAUAGGCAUUCGGCACACCAGAAUUGAACAUAAACAUUGAUGCACCUGAAAUUUUGCAGUGACAAUCAGCGUUUGAGGACAUCGAAAGGGAAACCAGACCCCAUCUCUGAAAGCGAUGCAGCUCCACAGUACGUUACAAAAAUAGACUGCCCGAAGAGUCACCGAAGAAACACCUCACUAUGACACCUACUACAGAAUAUCGUCAUGCACGGGGUGGGGUUGGGGGAGUGGGGUGUUUUCAUUUGCAACGCCAGAACUGACACAUGACUGGCUGCUACAUCCACCAAUCAGAUCUGGGCUAAAGAGGGAUAGAAGGAGCCUGAAAAAGGAAGCGAAGCCACAGAUGCCGCACAGUUAAAAGUACUUCCACCAUGAUGUUAACUGAAGAAGCAAUAUCGACUCAAUGUGCUCUGUUGAAAUGGUUAGAAAUAUGUCAACAAUUGGCACGUUCUAGCACUAUGUUAUAGUCAGUAAAAACACAAAAACUCAAUCAAACAUCACAUGGUUUCAAGUUAAAAUCACAUUUGUCUCUUUUGAUGGCAGUUUUCUGAGUUGUUGAUAAGUGUGUCACUUCAUUUGUCAAAAGAAAACCCCUCGUUUGGUUACACGCUGGAAUAAACCGCCCCCUUUUGGGAUACCACUUGGUCAGUAAAGAUAAAAUAAAAAUGGUCUGGGUUCCCUCACUCUUCAAAAUGUGCCAUGUUCUACUAAAGCAAACAACUUUCUCUUCAUUAAAUGUUUUUUUUCCUGCUCUUCAGGUGCUUCAAAUUUCUAUCAGAACUGGAAAAACUCGCUGUAAACCGCAAUAAAGGCAACAGUCUCCAAUCAGUAUCUUUCCCUUUCGGUUGUAACUCCUCAUUUCUGCGCUCCGCUUGCUGUCUACUUGAAUUUAACAAUUGAGUAAUACUUACAUAAAAAUGAUCAGCUACAUGGCGUUGCAUGAAGACAACAGAAACAGCGGAGAAUGAAGUUGACUUUCAAAAAAUUGAUCUACUUCAAAAUCUAAAACAUCUUUGCAACACUUUGGCCCAUCUGAACAGAAAGAAACCGAGGCCAAGAGCUUUGCAAGAGGUGUUGGGUUGUUUUCCAUCUUGAACAAUUUUGUUUAGUUACAGCUACAAAAAACCACAAAAACAAGCAAAAUGUGGUCGAGGCCCUCAUGAAGCUGACUUGUUUCCUCAGAGGAUGAAGAAUGUAGAGCUGUCAAAGGACUGUGAAACUUCUGCUGUUUCUCCUUGAAGCUGGACACAGUUUUCACAAUCUUAGCCACUCCGGUGACUCCCGUCUCCCGUGCGCUGUAUUCGGGCCAGGACCACCUCGCGGGACACCCUCUUACGGUCCUUGGCUAAGCCCAGGAAGCACAUGAGGUCGAUGAAACAAGUGGUUAUGUUCAACUUGCAGCCAAACUCGCUGGUUGCAUAGUCGAAGGGGAAGGAGUGGUGGUAGUUGUGGAAUCCCUCGCCUGUCAGAUGCAAGAAAGAGUGGUCAAUGAAUAAAGGUUAAAAAUAUGACACAGGAUAUGAUGAACGCUGCGGAGCUACAGGAUUUCAUUAGACAUUAAAGUGAUUAAUGGCUGUCUUAGAGUAAUAACUAAACAACAUUUCUCUUAUCUAUUUGAAUGCUGCUGAUUUACUUUACAAAAACAGGGUGAGCUGUUAAAUUCACAUUCACAUAAGGACUAGGGCCAGUUUUAGCCCGUUUGAGACUAAUCGGUAAUCGGCCAAAACUCGCGGAUUUUCGCCGAUAUUUUCAGAAAUAAAAUGCGGAGAAUACGAUUCGGGUUCACUUCGAAAAUGUUCCGCCAUUUUAAAAGUUCCCAGACUAAUCCUGUAGAUGGCGCAGCGACUUUAUAUCAAUCUUCAUUCACUAACUACCUCACAGCACAGCAGAGUGACGGAUCUGAAGCAGGCAGCUCAGGGACGCACGGAGGAGAGUGGUCCGCCUCAACGGUAAAUAAACCGGUUUGUGAAAUACACAAUAAGUCAACAAGUUUCAGUUCAACCCACUUCACGAUGUUCCCCGCUGUGCUGGUCUCGGUCACGCCGAGUUAACGGUGCAGCACCAUGUAAUAUGCAAGCUAAAGUUAGAGUUAGCCAUCAGCUGUUAGCCUUGCUACACUGUUAGCCGUGCCGGUAAAGGUAGAAUAAACAACAGUACACAUAACGUGAUCGCGCUACGAACUCUUACUGAGGCAGCUGCAUGUCUCCAAAUGAGACCGGACCGGAAAUGAGUAACGUGAGUUAAGAUAAUCGGUAUCGACAUCGGCCCCAAAAAAUCCAUAUCGGUUGGGUCCUAAUGAGGACUUCAAAUUAUGUGCUAUUCUAAAAGACAAAGCAGACUUCUUCUGUGUGCAAAGCUGGACUGGCAGCGCUGAUACUGUUUGUGCUGGGAUUGACUGUGAGUAACUGCAGUAUUUGGCUUGGUCUACACCUCGUUGUUGUUGUGCCGAUAUCCAUGGCUGAAAAUGUAAAGCCCUCAUUUUCUGCUGUAUGUUUUGGAUGCAAUUAUCAGAGUUGGAAAUUAUGCUUGUUUAUAAAAGAACACAACUACUUUGGAAUAAGACCACUCAAUGGUUCAAUGUUUUUUGUACUUUGCAUUUGAUUUAAAGGUACACUGCGUUGAAAUGGGAAUACUCAACAGUCAGAUUAUCUCACUGUUAGAUACCAGAUUGACACGCCCCUUUGCUCACCCCACCUGUUCGUCAAAUGAUAAAUUCGACAGUCAGUGCGUUUACAUGCAGUUCAAAAUAGUCAAUAUUUUACCUUAGUUGGACUGAAACGGAACUUUUAAAAACAUGAAAACUUGUUCGUCUUAAUCAUAAUUCCACUAAAACAAACUUCUCGUAGUCAGACUAACAUACCUGGGUAAUGCAGUUAGGGGUCUAUUUUCCAUGUCAUAUAUACGGUUCAAUAAAAAAACAAUAAAACAGCCCCCAGUGUUCACAAGCCAAGUUCUAAGCCGAAGGUUGAAUAGCAUAAAUGUGUUGCUAAGCAGCCAGGUAGGAAACGAAACCUUGACAGAUAAAGAAAGGACGUAAAAAGAAGAAACUUUCCAGUGAAAGUGGUGGAGUUCUUGUUGAUACACCACAAUUCCUUCUUGCUAACGUGCCGACUGUUUUGGUUUGUAAUAUCUCAGUCAUAUGAUAGUAACAAACUAAAAGGGGGGCGUGUUGCAACCUGCUGCAGCAGAGGAAGGCACGCAAUGAUUUAAAUCUUACCUGGUGCAUGUGAACUGGGGCAAAGAGCAUUGACUGCAGCACAAUUUAUCCGCGCAUAUAAACGUACUGAGUGACUUUUAAGGAAAAGAAGCUACACAAAAAAAUUCAGAGUAAAGCAUUUGGAAGCAUCUUCAGUGUAACUGUCUGUUGAACUAUUUUCAGUAGAGUAAACUAAGUGAAAUCAAAGUAGAUCUAGUUCAUUUAGAGAUUCUUCUGGGGUGAGUGGAGACCAGUGAAGUACAGUGGAGCAACAUUCAGGCAUACAGAAAACAUAUAAGAGUAUUUUGGAUGAAUUUGGGUAUAGAGUGUUCAGAGUUGCUUGUGCAUUUUGUGAUAAUCCUCUUAUGAACUUCACAUGGUCUCUUGAAAUGUCAAAGCAGCCGUAUGUAAAUAAAGAGUGUGCCUAACAGUCAAUGUAAGCCCUCUAAACUUAAAUGUUAACUCUCUUUAAAGAAGGACUACAACAGCAAAAUGACACAUUUAUAUUGACACUACAUUUCUUUUUUGCAUUUAUUGUGUUAUCUCGACAUGUGUCUGAGUUUCUCGUACCUAUAGCGCUGAACGUGACAAACUUGUUCUCCCGCGGGUUGAUGUUCUUGUCAUAGGGCCUGUUCCCCCACAUGUGAGCCGCGCUGUUAACCAGCCAGGUGGCGUUCAGCACCAAGGUGUACCGCAGCAGAGCAGGGAUGAAGUAGGCCACCCAUAAAGACUCCCCCCACAGGUACCAAGGCACAAACAUGGGGAUGAAGAAGCACAUGAGCAGCACGGACAGCUUGUAGUGCCUAAAGAAAGUGGGCGGAGAGGAGAACGAAUGGAGCUGUUUACACAGUGCGCGACACAAAUGUCCUCAUUGUCAGACCCUUUCUUCACAUGACAGUGAACACACAAGCCAACAUAGAUAACAUGACAUAUAACUGUCAGCCUGCUAAACCAGAAUUACUCACGGAUCUGUUCCUGUAUAGACAUAUCUCUGGCAGUUGAAAGCAAACUGUUGUGGGUGGAGGAGUUUUUUUGAGCUAAUUAUUCUUUAUUUGAUGUUGUUUGAGACUAGAUUUACUAUUGUCUUCUUUUCUAGUCAAAUUAAUAAAGCAUUUUAUCAUAUUU
Molecule: messenger RNA, 23222 nt
Organism: Xyrichtys novacula (pearly razorfish)
Lineage: Eukaryota; Metazoa; Chordata; Actinopteri; Labriformes; Labridae
Source: the annotation of a GenBank genome assembly